Mycena citricolor is the source of this 1964-nucleotide messenger RNA. The record is from the annotation of a GenBank genome assembly. Lineage: Eukaryota; Fungi; Basidiomycota; Agaricomycetes; Agaricales; Mycenaceae.
UCAAAUUGAACAAUGAUUUCUUAUACCGCCAAUUAUUUCUGGGGUCUCGUGCGGCUGACUACGUGCUUCCAUCAGACUUCCUGUUCUAUUUGAAUCUCACUCCCACCUGCGUCCAUCUGCGUAUAACUGUUUGACCCAAUCUCUAUGACUAAUCUUACGUGACCUACAGAUAGUCAAGCGCCCAUUCGAUGACUUGGACUGACCUUCAAGAACAAAGGCCUAUCCAGCCCGUCAUCGUGUGGCUUCCCCCGUCAGAGCCCGGUGUCUCGGAUCCGGACGCGACCUCGAUUGUAUGCCAACGGACACAGUAAGGGAUCUCUCAAUACUCACCUGUCGACCAAUAGACUGCGGUCAGCUCAGACGAACUAGUGCGGGUUACACGAUAGAAUUGAUCUUGAACUUCAAGUUGGGCCCCAGAUAUCCAGCGCGACCUUCAAGAUCUCAAGAGGCGAACCCACGGGCAGGACUGAGUAUGCAAAUAAGUAGAUUGUGUCGGCGGCAUCGUCACAGGUCGUGUCGGAAGCCGCUCAGGUCGGCAGCCGAGGUCGAAAUACGAAGUUCCUCUCACGGAAGGUAGAUAGGCCCCAGGAAGGCUGGGGUCCAGACUAAGAACGGGGAUUUCAAGGUGCAACUGCUCCCGGUGGCCAUGUGACCGCGUUGAUGAUGUCAUCAUUCCCUUUCAGACCUUCUUUUCCCACGGAGCCUCGGCACCGCGACCGCUGGCAGUGUCCUUCUACUACGUAGGACUCUCCGUCGUCGGAAUGAAUGUCAGCUAUACAAACACAAUUCUUUGCAUGAUUCCAUAGCCAUAUAAUCGACCGUGCACGGGUUGCCAAGUCUUGACCCGAUUCCAGUAUCGAUCGAUCACCGCUCUGCAGCUUUUUACUCCGUUCACACUCCACCUACCGAUUCGGCCGCGCCUUUUCUAGGAACACGUCUCCGCCCGUACAUUCAUGGCAAUGAACCCUCAACACCGGAUUGCGCGCAUGCGCGCAUCGCCACAACAGGUCAUCGACAAAGCGCGCGCGGGAUCCAUGGUGGACUUGACUGAUCUCGCUAAUUGGUGGACGCAGGUCCCGGAGCUCGUUCCUCUGGGCGUCAUUAACGUGUUCUUCCAUCAUCUCGACGGGGCGACACUCGACGCCAUCAUGGCGUCCCAGUCGCCAACGCCAACGCCGCGCCAAGCCGAGCAAAUUCUCCUCGCCACCAACGCGCUCUUCGCGCUCUGCCAUUGCGGUCCCCUCCUCUCAUUCGGUGGGCCCUACCACGACGGCACCGCGUUGCGCAGGGCCUGGCCGGGGAUUUUCAGGUGGUCGGCAUACCUGCUCAACGCGCGUGUCUUCACCGCCGCUACUAGCGCAUCCUCCGAGCAGGAACGACGCACGACGAUGGACACCGUGUGCAGCUGCUGGUACGCGUUCGUCGCGGCGGAAGGGAUGCAGCAGGUCAUGGCGCAGACGCAGGGCGCCGUCGAGCUGCUCACGAAGCUGUGGCAGAUGGACCAGGACGUGCGUGGCCAGAGGACCGUCGACAUCCCGUGCGUCGCAGCGGCGUUCGACGCGCUUCUCAUCGACGUCGACUGCGCGGACCGCGUCAAGCGUGCUGUAGGCGGGAAGAGCAGCGCCAAGGUCGUCGCCAAGCUGGUGGUGACGCGCACGAAGGCUGCGCUUGCACGCCCGCAGCUCGAUCCGGUCGAGCUGCAGAUCUACUUGGACAUAUUCUCCCAUCUGGCGCGAGGGGAGCAACAUCCGCUGCGGCACGCCCUGCUUGCGGCCGGUGCUAUCCCGCUCUGCACUCAGGCGGCGCUCACUUUAGCACGCGCUUUGGACGCCGGUGGUCCGCCUGACCUCCUCGGUGGGGUCGUAGCUGGUUUCGGGUUCCUCGCCAACUGUCUGCACUCUACAGAGGGCUUUACAUGGGUCAUUCAGGCUCUUCACGCGGACCUGCUCCUCGCGCUGGCAGCC